GAGGGGGGAAAUUCCAAAUGAAGGUUUAAAUUGAGUGUUCAUCACUGAAGUUCAUCAAAGCUCUUCAGAACUUUUUCCUGUGUGGAUUACCACUCUCUUGACAACGCUUUAUGAGAUACUGGAGCACUUCCCAAGAUCCAAAGAUGGCUUGCCUUAAAAUCUACACUUUGAGUUUCCUCAUACUCUUAUAUUUUGCUUUGGAGACAGAUGCAGUGAGUUGCUGUCUUAGUUAUACGAGACACCCUAGACGCUGUGGAAUUCUGAAAGGCUACAUUAUCCAAUCCAUGACUGGCGGCUGUGAUCUUGCAGCAAUAAUCUUCCAAACUGAGACAGGAAAAUCAAUCUGCGCAGACCCAGCGAAGGAUUGGACCCAGAAGAGAGUUGCGUGCCUGAAGAUGAAGGCAGCAAGAGUGAAGAAUGGCGGUUUUUAAUGUUUUAAGAACAGCA
Carassius auratus (goldfish) is the source of this 447-nucleotide messenger RNA. RefSeq names its product C-C motif chemokine 20-like. The transcript has 4 exons. Gene Ontology annotation, cellular component: extracellular region. The record is from RefSeq and is a predicted model, not a curated record. Gene Ontology annotation, biological process: immune response. Lineage: Eukaryota; Metazoa; Chordata; Actinopteri; Cypriniformes; Cyprinidae. Gene Ontology annotation, molecular function: chemokine activity. The coding region runs from base 111 to 431 and encodes 106 amino acids.